ACAGCCUUACCUGUGUCUCUUUAUAUAUAUCCUACUGUACAAUGUUACAACUGCUGUAAAUAUGGACAUGUAAAAAAUCAGUGUCGCUCAACCCCAAGGUGCUCAAAGUGUGGUAAAGGGCACACUAGAGAGUCCUGUGAUGUAGAGGAGGAAGAAUAUAAGUGUUGUUUGUGUGGAGGAUGCCAUGAAGCCACAACCUCUUUUAAAGGUCAGCAAUGGAGGUAAACGAAGAGGAAGAAAUUGAACAUGAAACUCAAAACAUAGAAACUAAAUACCCCUUACUACCGUUUGAAAAACAAAUCUUCAUUGAUAUGUUCGAAAAAGAUGCUCUGCUUAUAAUGGCAAAGGGACUCAACUAUACCUCAAUACUAUCAAAUCUAUUGUGGGUAUUCAAAGAUCCUGGAAACUUAGUGCUAGUUAUAAACAGUGGCGAAUAUGAAGAAAAACUCCUCACUGAGAAAUUCAACCUGACGGCAUUGCCUGCUCUUGGAACAGAAAGAGAGAAAGCUUAUUUGGAAGGAGGCAUCUACUUUGUGUCAACUCGCAUAUUGGUGGUAGACCUGUUGAAGGACCGUGUGCCAAUCUCACACAUCACUGGCAUAAUUGUGCUAAGAGCACACACUGUGUUGGAAUCUUGCCAGGAAGCGUUUGCACUGAGGUUGUAUAGACAAAAAAAUAAGACAGGUUUCAUCAAGGCAUUUUCCAACUCGCCUAUAUCCUUCACAUUUGGAUACCAUCAAGUAGAAAAGGUUAUGAGGGCACUCUUUGUCACUGAACUGUUCUUAUGGCCUAGGUUUCAUGGUGCGAUUAUCAAAAGUCUUAAAAGCAGGAAGGCUGAAGUUGUGGAGUUGCAUGUGCCAAUGACCACAAACAUGACAUUCAUCCAAACUUGUCUACUGGACAUCAUGAACUACACUGUCAAGCAGUUAAAGAGUAUGAAUAGAACUUUGGAUAUGCAGGAAAUAACAACAGAAAAUUGUAUGACUAAGAAGUUCCACAAAAUUCUCCAGUCACAGUUGGAUUGUGUUUGGCAUCAGCUAAGCACCAGAACUAAGGAAUAUAUUCAAGACCUCAAAGUUCUUAGAAGUAUGAUUAUAAACCUCAUUCAUGAUGACUCUGUGUCAUUUUACGCCCUUGUUAGUAAAUACAGAUCACCGGAAUAUGCCAAAAUAAACUCGGGUUGGAUACUCUUAGACUCUGCUGAGCAGUUAUUUACAUUGGCCAAAAACAGAGUGUUUAACUCCAAAAAUGCAUUUGAACCAGAACCGUGUCCUAAAUGGAAAUGUCUCAGCGAUUUAUUACUAGAUGAGAUACCAAAAGAAGUAAGGACUACACAAAAUAGCUCCUUAAAUAAAACCAAGAUACUUAUACUGUGUCAAGACAAUAAAACUUGCAGCCAGUUGAAUCAUUAUCUCACCAUGGGCGCCAACAAAUACCUCUUCUACACUGCUUUUAGAAGAGAUAUUACUAUAAAUAAAUUGUCAUCAAAAUUCACUGGUUUCAAAAACCAAUUACCUACUGAUAAAGUAGUUAAAAAAGAGAAAACGAAGAAUUCCAAACAGAAUGACAAUAAAAAUGUUCAGAAAGAAGAUAUUGAUACAAAAAGUGAACUAGAAGAUGAUGAUGAAUUUAAUGUAGAUGAAUCAAACAAAUCCAAUUAUGUGUUAACAUUGACACAAGUCGCAUCACAGGCCCACACAAGCAAAGAUACAAAUGAAAGUAUGUUUGAGCCUAUUUCUCAGCUGGACAAUCUAGAUAUAACACAAAUCGAAGCUGAAAAACCCCUAAUUUAUAUACAAACAUUCAAAGAAAAUGGAAAUCACCUUUCACUAGAGAAGACCCUAGAAACGUUACGGCCAGAAUACAUUAUAAUGUAUCACAGUGAUAUAUCCGCAGUAAGACAGAUAGAAAUAUUUGAAUGCAAGAAAAAGGCUGAAGAACCAGUGGCUAAAGUGUAUUUUAUGAUUCACGACAAAACUGUGGAAGAACAAGCAUACCUCACUGCCUUGAAGAGGGAGAAACAGUCCUUUGAAUUGCUUAUUCAAACCAAAUGUGUAAUGGUUGUUCCUUCAUAUCAAGAUGGAAAAACUGAUGAAUACUUCAAUAUGAAUGUUGAAGAGGAAGAUGAUUCAAAAGACACUCGAAAAGCUGGGGGGCAAACUCAAAUUAAAGAGAAACCAGUGGUAAUAGUGGACAUGAGAGAAUUCCGCUCGGAUCUGCCCUCACUGUUGCAUAAAAAAGGAAUUAAUAUCGAACCGGUCACUAUAACCAUUGGAGACUAUAUCCUGACGCCAGAUAUAUGUGUGGAAAGGAAGUCGAUAUCGGACCUGAUCGGCUCUCUCAACUCGGGCCGCCUUUAUACCCAGUGCACGCAAAUGUGCCGUAACUACAGCCGCCCAGUCCUACUUAUAGAAUUUGACCAGAAUAAAUCCUUUAACCUACAGGGGCAUUUUGUGGUGUCUACCGACAUAUCGGGUGCAGACAUCCAACAGAAAUUGCAACUGCUUACGAUACAUUUCCCAAGACUGAAACUAGUGUGGUCACCCAGCCCGUAUGCGACUGCCGAGCUAUUUUACGAACUUAAGCAAGGUAGAAAAAACCCAAACGUGGCCGAGGCGCUAGCACUUAGUGGAGAGAACACCGCAGACGAUAUGAAUUACGAGAGGUACAACGUGAUGGUUCACGACUUUGUACAGAAGUUGCCUGGCGUGACUUCCAAGAAUAUAACUAGAAUCAUGAACAAAGGAGUGUCGCUCGACCAUUUAAUUACUCUCACACUGGAACAGUUAACAGAAAUUAUAGAAAACAAAAAUGAAGCAGAAUCAUUGUACUCAAUACUACAUGUGGAAGCGAAACCUGCGGAUGUUACCGGUAAAGACGAUAAACCAUACGGCAAGAGGAAAUUCGCAGGGAAAUUGUUCAAAAGUAUAAAAUAAUACCAAUGUUUUCUAGUUUUAGGUAUUUAUUUUAUACAGUAUAUUAAGAUUUAAGGUCCAUUAUUUUGAAUACAAAUAUCAAUAAAUUUACUAUUUUUAUAAACAUGUGACUCUGAAUAAUUGCCUCCAGUACGGUGUUAAUUAUUUAUGACAAUUUAUACAAAUAUUAAAGUUGAGAGUAUAUGUAUCUAACGCCAAGUACCUAGAACAAAUUUUUGCCUUUUAAUGGGCAUUAGCGACUGCCAAAUCUCGGGACAGAACUACUGUUGUAAAUACAUUAUAGAGGUCAACACUUAGUAGACACAUAGUCAGCUUUUCAGGAUGGCGGCUUAAAGCUUCGAAUUUAUGAUAUUUCACAUCUUGUUACUGCUUCCUGCCUUAAACAAGUUUACCAUUACCAGGAUUUUUUCUUACUAUCUGGGCCUACAGAAGGUAUUCACAUGUCAAGUACAAAUAGUAUAUUAUGUGAAUGAGACAUAUUGAAGUGAAAUAUAUUAAAUUCGAAGCAUGCUUCCGCCAUCUUGAUGCUUACGGAUAUAAAUAUGCACGACAACAGGACGGCUAAGUGGCCGCCCGCCCUGGUUUUGUCCCUUGGCACUCCAGACUCUGUCCACAAAGAUUAUCUUGUCUACAAUGCCCGAUUAUUGUUUGAUGAAAUAUGUUACUAACAAUGAAAGGCACAUACGACUAAUGAAGUACUAUUAUACACAAACCAAUCUAUUUUAAACUAAGGCAGAAAAAUGCUUGCCACUGUUAUUUUAAGAAUAUGUCUGCAGGCUGUAGAGAAGUGGCUUCAUUUCAUGCAUUUGAUUUAUACAUCUGGUUUGGCGAUACAUGUCUUUACAAUUAAAGAUAAUAAACAUUUUAACUUACUACUUCACAUUAUGCAACAAAUCUUUGAAAACCCUGAAAAUAAAUAAAAUCUCUACAGCUAACAGUCAUUAAAAUUUGAAGAUGCUUUGCAUUUUACAUUUGUAAGCCACAAAUCAUUUGAAUAGGAUUACUUUUUACAAAAAUAUCGUCAUGGAUAUAAAUUUCAAUAAAUAUAAGCGUAAAAUUAACUUACUUAAGGUUUAUCACAAUUUUACAUAGAUUUGUAAAGCUACGAAUCUUCAGGGUCUGCGAGGUUUCCAUGCCGAUCGUGCCGACAGGCAUAAAAGGAUCAUCGCGCCAAUGAUUGAGACACAAAUGAGAACGAAUGGGAUACGUCACUCACGGUAUUGGUGGUCCUUGUCAGUGAGAGGGACGUAGAUCACGCUCAUCAACUUCUUCACUGUAGUGGUGCCAUCAGCUGCCUUGUCCACCUGAAAUAAGGAUAGUUUUAAUAACGGCCUUCACAAGCCAUAGGCCGAAAACUAAAAUGCCUUAUAUGAUGUUAGAUCAGCCAUAGUGAACAUGGAUAUGAAAGAAAGAAAAAGCAUAGCUUUUUUUGCAAUGUUCUACUAAAGAAAUCUCAACUGAUAUUAAUCUAAUAUAAAAAAUUGUGAAAGAUCUUACCUGCGUGAGGUGUUGUUCGCCACCCUCUGGCCCCACUGGAACUAUCAGUCUACCUCCAGGUUUCAACUGUUCAAUCAACUGAAAAGUAGACAACUAUUAAAUAUGUAUAUAUUGUGGCGCAUAAAUGUUUUUGUCAUAAUUUAAAUUAUCAUAAUCCUUUUUUUUUAUAAUUUUUACAAGGCAUAACAGUAGGUUAGGGUGCGGCGGUGGUGGCCCUUGGGCCACCCCUACGCCGCCAGUAUGUUUAUCUUACACACGAAAAGUAUACUGAAUGAUGACCAAUGGCAUGAAAUAGUGUCAAAAAAUAUGACGACGACUUCAAAGCGAGAUGCAGUUACGGCGUAUAUGUCAACUACAUCAACACUCCGUUAAUCGAAAUGACUUUUUAAUUUUUAAUUGACUUUUAAACAUUUUUGUACUUUGUACUAGAGUAAUACAUUAUUUCCUACCUUA
Molecule: messenger RNA, 4886 nt
Organism: Pectinophora gossypiella (pink bollworm)
Lineage: Eukaryota; Metazoa; Arthropoda; Insecta; Lepidoptera; Gelechiidae
Gene: mei-9
Product: DNA repair endonuclease XPF
Exons: 16
Coding region: 216-2936 (906 amino acids)
Biological process (GO): nucleotide-excision repair involved in interstrand cross-link repair; double-strand break repair via homologous recombination; resolution of meiotic recombination intermediates
Cellular component (GO): nucleotide-excision repair factor 1 complex
Molecular function (GO): damaged DNA binding; single-stranded DNA binding; single-stranded DNA endonuclease activity
Source: RefSeq, a predicted model, not a curated record